Onychomys torridus (southern grasshopper mouse) is the source of this 4369-nucleotide messenger RNA. It is a transcript of the gene Gosr1, whose product is annotated as golgi SNAP receptor complex member 1. Bases 49 to 801 code for a protein of 250 amino acids. Gene Ontology annotation, molecular function: SNAP receptor activity. Gene Ontology annotation, biological process: vesicle fusion; endoplasmic reticulum to Golgi vesicle-mediated transport. The transcript has 9 exons. Gene Ontology annotation, cellular component: SNARE complex; Golgi membrane; Golgi medial cisterna. The record is from RefSeq and is a predicted model, not a curated record. Lineage: Eukaryota; Metazoa; Chordata; Mammalia; Rodentia; Cricetidae.
CCCGCCACGCCUCUACUCUCCUGUCCCGACUGACGUUGGGCAACAAAGAUGGCGGCGGGAACCAGCAAUUACUGGGAAGAUCUCAGGAAACAAGCUCGACAGCUGGAAAAUGAACUUGACCUGAAACUAGUUUCCUUCAGUAAACUCUGCACAAGUUACAGUCACAGCAGCGCUCGAGAUGGAGGCCGCGAUAGGUAUAGUUCUGACACAACACCCCUAUUAAAUGGAUCAAGUCAAGAUAGAAUGUUUGAGACAAUGGCCAUUGAAAUUGAACAGCUUUUGGCAAGGCUUACAGGGGUAAAUGACAAAAUGGCCGAAUACACCAACAGUGCAGGGGCCCUCUCUUUGAAUGCAGCACUGAUGCAUACGUUGCAGCGGCAUAGAGACAUUCUACAGGAUUAUACACAUGAAUUCCAUAAAACCAAAGCAAACUUUAUGGCAAUACGGGAAAGGGAGAAUCUCAUGGGAUCAGUACGAAAAGAUAUUGAGUCGUAUAAAAGUGGGUCUGGAGUGAACAACAGGAGAACAGAACUGUUUUUGAAAGAACAUGACCACCUUCGGAACUCUGACCGUCUGAUAGAAGAAACCAUAAGCAUUGCUAUGGCAACAAAAGAAAACAUGACGUCCCAGAGAGGAAUGCUCAAGUCAAUUCACAGCAAAAUGAACACUUUGGCCAACCGUUUUCCUGCCGUGAACAGCCUGAUACAAAGGAUCAACCUUAGGAAGCGCCGCGACUCGCUCAUCCUUGGAGGGGUCAUUGGCAUCUGUACCAUUCUGUUGCUGCUGUACGCGCUCCACUGAAAGGACAGCCCCAGGACUCUGCCCACUGCCUUCAUGCCGUGCCCUGGCGUGGGGAAACGAGGAAGGGAAAGACUGUCCUGGCCACAAGCCUGCCAGCCAGAUGAAUUCUAAUGCCACCCUUGACUUGGACCUGGUCGGACUGAACUGAAGCCACAGUUUUUCUGUGCUAGCUUUUCUAAUACACAUUACUCUGUUUUUAAUUUUAAAAACAACAACAACAAAAGGUUUUCAGUUGCUUGUGUCUCCGUAGGAGGUAAGCAAGCAGAAGCCGAGAACUGGGCUUCAGUGACUGGUGGAGCCUGAUGACCAGCAGGCCUCAUAGCUGGACUCCUCACAGCGCCAGGCUCUCCACAUCCAAAGAAGGCUUUGCUUUCAGCCACGAGAUUGGAUGUGAACAAAAAUAAUCCUUGUCCUUUUAUUUAACACUUGUGAUGAGAAAUCAGCUGUCCUUGGCUGAUACUCUGUGAUCUAGAUUCUAUUCUGUGUCCCUAACUCUUGGCAGUCAAGAAAAAUUCCAUUUUGCACCAGUUCUGUGAGAUGCUGAUAGUCCAGCUUCAUCAUGGUUGAGGUUGUCUGAACUGGAGAGCACUAUAGGAAGGGCGUGUCUUUUCUGGUUCACUGUGAGCGCUGGGUCAGCUAUACGGCCGCAAAUACAUCAAGAAUGCAGGCCUUGCACCGAAGAGCUGGUCAUUGUUUAUUAUUACUUCCACUGGGUUAAUAUUUGCUUCUACACGAUAAAAUUGCAUUUCCACUCUGACAGACAGCCAGUGUCUGUCACUGCCCCUAGUGGUCCCUCAUCAUGUGAAGAUUAGUACUAGGAACUGAGGGAGGGACUGUGGCUCUCAGUGAAGUCUACUCAUGAGCCACAUGUGAGAAGACAUUGAGGGUGGCUCUCCAUGUCAUUCCAUUGGACAGUGCCCUGCAGCCUGGUUCAUAGGAACUCUGCCCUGUGAGGACCUAUUCAUUCCUCAUCUGUUAGGAUCCUCUACACCCCCAGGCCACGGUCUCAUUGUUGAAGGUGCCUGUGACUCCUAUCUGCACCUGUUUAUUGCUAUGGACAGUGACAGAGUUGUAAAGGCCUUUUGAGGUUAGCCAGUUUUCAGCACCUGAAAUCGAUAACUUGUCUUACUGAACUAGCAGAUAUUUUAAAGACCCCCAACAUCUAUGCUCACUGAGAGAGAAGGCUGCUAGUCCCCACUGGAAUAGCCUCUGGUACCCCGGCAAUGAGAGGAGGGUGUUAGGGUGUAGCUCUUUACCACCUCAUGGUGUGCGGACUAGAUAUACAUACUGCUCAUGGGUAGAUUGACAUCCAGUCUGGGACUGACUGAGAGGAGAGGUUUGUCAUUCUAGUGGUGAAGCGUUAGGACAUUCUGGGUAUGAAAGGCAUUUGAUAUAUUUUUCUUAAUUAUGGGGUUUAUUUUUCUAAGUAUGGGUUAAUCAGCUUGUUGACUGGGUAUGCCCUUAAAAGGAAAUUAAAUUUCCCACUGUGGACUUUAAAGAAUCAGGGCAAUUUGUUUGUUAAAUUCUCCUUGGGAGAACAGAACUUCUCUUCCCUGAUACUUUAUUAUCUUUGAUUUUUUUCAAAGGGCCUUGAUUAGUGGUUGUGUCUCAGCUAGACUUUAUGGGAGUUUGGCUGUUAUGUAGUGGGCAUAUAUAAAACCUGAAGUAUCCUAAAUAAAGUUAUUUAUUUAAAUAUAUUGCCAGUCUUCUACUGGUUUGAUUACUUAGUUCAUCCACUAAAGCUGAUGAGGGAGAGUAAGCCAGGGCAGGGCCUGGUGCCGGGUGGGCCACAGCACAGCACACAGCUGAUGCCAGGUGGGCCGCUCCAGGAGGUUGUGCUUAGAUGAGCAAAUAGAAUUAUGUUGCCUGUUUUCCUUUUGAAGGUAAACCAGUUCUUCCAAGGAUGCUGAGAACACUCGCUGUAGAGGCUGGGGUCUGUAGCUGGGGUCUGACUGACCUCCCAGUGUGGUGCUCCAGAGGGAGGGUGGAGCCCUUUACAGGACCCUGUGGUAGCCUAUAAGAACUUCAGUUUGUGACCUUUAACCCUUCAGGUUGUCUUCCUUUCUCCCCUUGGGGCUUACAUACCCAGUUUUCAGGCUUAGGAGCUGGCAGUUAAGAAGUUCUGGUCAGAACCUGCUGUCAGAGGCCUUUUUGAUUUGUGAUCCCCGUGAAAUGCUGCUGCUUAGGAAAGAUUUAUUCCCAUAACCAUCAUUUUUACAGAAUACCUUUUAAAAAAUAUUUUUAGUAACCAUUCAAAACUUCCCACUUCACUAAAGGAUAGGAAAAAUGGAAACAAACAGGAGAAAAUUCCAAGUGUGUGUGUGUCUUGAGAGUAACUCCAGCCUCAGCCUCCUGAGAACCUUGGACUGCUAUCUGAUGCAGACUACCCACCAUGCCCAGGCCCAACAGGAAGUUCCUACAAUUUUGUCUUGCUGUGUGCCAGUGACUUAGUAAAGAUGUUCACUACGUUGUUCCUGAUAUCCACAACUGUGGCAGAUUGCCUGCCCUGGCCGUCCCUGGACUCCAGUGAUGCUGAAGGGUUCUCUGCCGCCUGCAUUAGUCACCUUUUAUUUUUCCCUUCUCCUUGAUACCAAAUUUCCUUUUGUUGAGAAUGUCUUUUCCUUUUCUUCUGGUACUCAGAUCAAAUGUGGGAAUCUUGGAAGUUAAGAAUGCAGACAGGGAAGGAAAGAACUACCUUGAGGAUACCAGGUACCUAGAACAAGAUACUUACCUGAGUACCUCCAUGUUGAUGUGGAUCUGUGGGUAGAAGUGCUCACUGGUCCCUUGAUGCUGUGGCCUGGGGCCAUGGAGUUGAGGGACCUUGAUCUUCACCCCCAUCCUUAUUACCUGUCUCGUUGCUGAUGAUUGGAACUUAAGGAAAUUUUAAGGAUUUUAAGAAUGGGCCUGACCUUUCUGACUAUCAUCUGUCAUUAACUAGACAAGAUUUAUGGAACUUCACUGAGUUUUCAAACUUGUAAUAGUAAGUUUGGGGUAAAUGCUGUGCCCAGUCACUUGUAGUAAAUGUGACAGAGCAGUCAAACCUACUCAAGUGAUUGAGUGUUCUCUGUUCUCCUUCACAGUAGUCUCUGAAAAGAUGUAGAAUUUCCCCAAACUCGGCUUGUUCAUUCCUGUGUGUGCCCCCACACCCCUCUCGGGGAAUCCGGAACAAGAAGCAGAGUCUAAGUAUGGUGUCUGGGUGAGAAGCUGGGGAGGCUGAGCCAUGUCUUAAAGGAUCUUUUUUUUUUUUUUUUUUUUGGCAUCUGAUCUAAAAUUGUAAUACCAAAAUAUUUGUGUCACACCCUAGUAGCUCUUAGAGAUGGGAGCAGAAUCAGUUCUGAUCACACUUUAUUCUGAUGGAAGAUGAUUUCCUCAUGAAAAAUGCCAAUACUGAUUUUUUUUAAUCUGUUCUUUUCCAAAUGCACUUUCUAAUUUUUUGCUUUUAAAAUUGCUUCUUGGAACCAAUAUUAUUGUAUUUGUACUUAAUUUUUGUUCUCAUCUAAAUGUGCAUUUUCUGACUGUAUAGAAGAAACUUUGUUAUAUAAUUUAAUAAAUUAAAUAUCUAAGUAGU